Messenger RNA from Mesoplodon densirostris (Blainville's beaked whale), 5532 nucleotides. It is a transcript of the gene ARHGEF37, whose product is annotated as Rho guanine nucleotide exchange factor 37. Gene Ontology annotation, cellular component: cytoplasm. The transcript has 14 exons. Bases 60 to 2159 code for a protein of 699 amino acids. The record is from RefSeq and is a predicted model, not a curated record. NCBI's taxonomy places the organism in Eukaryota, Metazoa, Chordata, Mammalia, Artiodactyla, Ziphiidae. Gene Ontology annotation, molecular function: guanyl-nucleotide exchange factor activity; protein binding.
GAACAGCGCGCGCACGCCCCAGCGCGGCGUGGGGCCGGGAGCCCGGCGCCUCUCCUUCCAUGGCAGCGCAAUCGCCGGGGCGGUCGAGCUCCUUCCGGCAGCUGGCACCUUGCGCGAGCGAACCUGCUGACAUGACUGAUCAUGGGGAUGAUGAGCUGUCCUCUAGGGCAGGGAGUCCAGACGGGGAAGGUCGGGUCCCUGAGGAGAGAUCCUUGCUGCAUCAGAGUCUGGCCGUCAGGGAACUCAUCGACACCGAGGUCUCCUACUUGCACGUGCUCCAGCUCUGUGCCUCGGACAUUAGGAGCCACCUGCAGCAGCUGCCGCAGGGAGAUCUGGAUGUCCUGUUCUCAAAUAUUGAUGAUAUCAUCAAGGUGAACAGCAAAUUGCUUCAUGAUCUGCAGGAGACAGCCGCCAGGGAAGAGGAACAAGUGCAGCUGAUCGGCAACUUAUUCCUGGAAUUCCAAGAGGAGUUGGAGCAAGUCUAUAAAGUGUACUGUGCCAGCUAUGAACAGGCCUUGCUGCUGGUGGAGACCUACCGGAAGGAGCCACGGCUGCAAGGGGAGAUCCAGGACACCAUUGAGGCAGUGCUGCCUCAAGCUGGACCCUCAGGCCUCAGUUUCUUGCUGGUAAUUCCUUUGCAGAGGAUUACCAAAUACCCAUUGCUGCUGCAGAAAAUUCUGGAGAACACACUCCCUGAUGCCAGUGCCUACCCUGUCCUUCAGAGGGCUACCUCUGCCCUCCAGGACGUGGUCACCAACAUCAAUGAGUACAAGAGGCGCAAAGAAGUGGCCUCCAAGUACACCAAGGUGGAGCAUCUGAGCCUCCGGGAGCGACUGGCCCGCAUCAAUAUGCACACCCUUUCCAAGAAGACCACCCGGCUGAGCCAUCUGCUGAAGCAGGAGGCGGGGCUCGUACCCAAGACAGAAGACAAGGAAUUUGAUGACUUAGAAGAGAGUUUCCACUGGGUGUCGCUGUGUGUGACCGAGCUGAAGAACAAUGUGGCUGCUUACCUGGAUAAUUUGGAGGCUUUCCUCCGCUUCCGGCCCCAGGAAUACGAUCUGGACAUCCCUGGGGGGCCUGUGGUGCAGUACUGUUACCUGGCAAGAGACCUGCAGCUCCAGGCCUUCCCUGAGUUUAAGCAGCGGCUGGAAGCCCUGGUGUGGCAGCCAUUGUGCAGCCUGGCCAAAGCUUUGGCCGGCCCUCAGAAUCUGAUCAAGAAGCGUCUGGACAAACUACUGGACUUUGAGAGGGUGGAAGAGAAGCUGUUGGAGGUGGGCAGCAUGACCUAUGAGGAGGAGGCGGCCCGGCACAUGUACGAGGCACUCAACUCCCUGCUAGUGGCUGAGCUCCCACAGUUUAAGCAGCUGGCCAUGCAGUGGCUGGGCCAGAUCCUGUGCACAUUUGUGACCCUCCAGAGGGACCUUGCAAAGCAAGUGCUGCAGAGGGCAGAGGACAGCUUGGCCCAGCUUCCCCACCACCACAUCUCUGAUCCAGCCUUCAGGAAGCUGGUGGAGGAUGCACUGGGCCAGACCGGUCAUCAGCUUCACUCCUUUCAAGAGAACUUCGAGAAAGUGCUGCCACCUCUCACCAAACAACCACUCCUUCCAGGGGCUGAACGCCAGGUGCAGGCUCUCCUGAGCAGGUAUGGCCCGGGAAAGCUGUACCAGGUGACAAGCAACAUCAGCGGGGCUGGAGCUCUGGACCUGACUUUGCCUCGGGGGCACAUCAUAGCCCUCCUUCAAGACAAGGACACCAAAGGCAACAGCAGCCGAUGGCUGGUGGACACCGGAGGACAUCGAGGGUAUGUGCCAGCUGGGAAACUGGAGCUGUACCACGUGGUCCCCCGUGAGGAGGAGCUCAGAGGGCAGGCGAGGCCUCACAGGGACUCCCAACGUCAGACACCAGAGCCCACCUUGGCCCCUGUCCCUUCUGUCCCAGCAGUGACCCAGGUGGUGGCAGUGUACCCCUUUGUGGCCAGAAGCAGCCAUGAAGUGAGUCUGCAGGCAGGCCAGCAGGUGACUGUCCUGGAGGCCCAGGACAAGAAGGGGAACCCAGAAUGGAGCCUUGUGGAAGUGAACGGACAGAGGGGCUAUGUGCCUUCCAGCUUCCUGGCCAGGGCCCCAGGUCCAGCUCUGUGGGGCUGGAGUCUUCCCUCUUAGGGUGCCCUGCUUGGAGCCCAUGUUCCAAGAGGCUUAGAGGCUGUGACCCUGGGAGGGAAAAGAAGCAAAGAGAAGGUGGGGUGGAUGGGGAAAUCAGGUCAGGGUGGGGUGAAGGGUACCCAGAAGGCAGCCAGAAGAGGUAGGUGGGCCUUGCAGAGUGCCUGGCGUGGGUGGACAUGAAAGGCUCCAACCAGGACGGCUCAUUAUGUCUGCAUGGAGAGGGCGUUCCAACCUGAGUCACAACACCUGGGAUGGCAGGUCACAGCUGAUUGGCCAGGACUUGCUUAUGGCCAAUCUUACCUGUGCCCCGUCUGUUCCUGCCCAUGGGAGUGGGUCACCCAGGUGAGCUUUACCUGUGCGCCGUGUGGUUGCAUGGAGGCACACUGGAGAGUCCAGAACCGCCUGGCCUGGCAGUUCACUUCCUUCCUGUGGUAUAAAGAGAUACAACAGCCGACCAGUCAGCUUUUAUUUCUCCAUGCUGGGAGCUGAGUUAUCUUGGGCAAUGAACCCCUGGGAGCCCUCUCUAGCAAGGGAACGAGGGCUUGUUGGGGCAGUGGAGAGGUUCCCAGGAGACUUUUGGCUGUGCCAAGGAGUAGGUGUGAGCAAGUCACGAUUCUGGAAUGUGUUAAGGCAAAUGCAGAGGCUGCUCCAGGGAAGAGGGGAUUUUUGAGGGUGUGUUAGGUGGGGUGUGUGAGGCUGUUAGCAGAAGUUGUACACUGCUGCUGUGUUCUCUGGAUUAGGAGACAGAGGGGUAUGCAAGUCAUAGAGGAAACUCUGUGAAGCAGGUAACUAAAGGCCUGGUGGGUGGGUAAUGACUUGGUUUCCUGUUUCUGGAAGAAGGGGAGCCAGUGGAACCCCCAGUGGUUUCAGGAGGCUGCUGAGGGCUUGGAGGCAACAGUGGAGGUGAUGUCAGUUGGCUGUGGCCCCUCAGACAUAGGACACAACCUCAGUUUUCCCAUCUAUAAAGACCUAACUCAUAGGCUUGUGGUGAGAAUGACAUGAUGCUAAGGAUGUGGAAGCUCCUUGCAAGUCGUGAAGUGUGAUAUAAAUGUAAAUUGCAGGAUGUCUAGGAAGUGGUCUCAGGAUGGCCCCAGCCAUCGGCUGGCCACUCGCCAUGCCCAUGGCCAUGAUGGACAUUAUUAAUCACUGUGGCAUCCUUUCCCAUAAACCCAGGAUCCCUCCCAACACUGCAAUCUAGGUAAACAAACUCUUGAACUUGGUGAGAUCAAACUUAUUGUCAUCCCUUUCUAGAACUUAGAAAUUGAAGCCCCUCAAAACAGUUCCUGUUCAAGGAAGACUGACCGCUGGGGCAAAUUUGGGUGCAGCCGCUAUUGGAUCAUCAUCUCUAGGUUGUAACUUGGGGCUCACAUAAAUUGCAAGAUUCACAGGAGAAAGAAAAGGUGAUCCAUUGUAACUUUUAAAACAAAUUACAGAUCGUUUAAAAAUAUAUUACAGAGAGGGCAGAGUCAAGAUGAUGUACUAGGAGGACGCGGAAUUCGCGUCUCCUCACAACUAGGGCACCUACCGGGCACCAGUGGGCGACCACGGACAUCUAAGGGGACGGGAGGAACCUACAGUGACCGGCUUGUGGGAUCUUGGUUCCCAGGCUGGAAGUUGGGCCUGAGCUCCUGUGGUGGGAGCUCUGAGUCCAAACUGCUGGACUAACAGAGAACCUCAGACCCCAGGGAAUAUCAAUUGGAGUGAGGCCUCCUGGAGGACCUCAUCUCAGCACCAAGACCUAGCUCUGUCCAACUGCCUGCAAAGUCCAGUGCUGGACGUCUCAGGCCAAACAACCAGUAAGACAGGAACAGAGCACCACCCAUCCAAAAAAAAAAAAAAAAAAACAGAAAUGACAAAAAAAUAUGUUACAGAUGAAGGAACAAGGUAAAAACCUACAAGACCAAAUGAGAUGAAAUAAGCAACCUACCUGAAAACGAAUUCAGAGUAAUGAUAAUAAAGAUGAUCCAAAAUCUCAGAAAAAAAAUGCAGAAAAAAAAGAAACAUUUAACAAGGAUUUAAAAGAACUAAAGAGCAAAUAAACAGUGAUGAACAACACAAUUACUGAAAUUAAAAAUACUGUAGAAGGAAUCAAUAGCAGAAUAACUGAGGCAGAAGAACGGAUAAGUGAGCUGGAAGAUAAAAUGGUGGAAAUAACUGCCAGGGAGCAGAAUAAAGAAAAAAGAAUGGAAAUAAUUGAGGACAGUCUCAGAGACCUCUGGGACAACAUUAAAUGCACGAACAUUUGAAUUGUAGGGGUCCCAGAAGAAGAAGAGAAAAAGAAAGGGUCUGAGAAAAUAUUUGAAGAGAUUAUAGUCAAAAACUUCCCUAACAUGGGAAAGGAAAUAGUCAAUCAAGUCCAGGAAGCACAGAGUGUCCCAUACAGGAUAAACCCAAAGAGAAACAUGCCGAGACACAUAUUAAUCAAACUAUCAAAAAUUAAAUACAAAGAAAAAAUAUUAAAAGCAGCAAGAACAACAGCAAAGCAACAAAUAACAUACAAGGGAAUCCCUAUAAUGUUAAUGGCUGAUUUUUCAGCAGAAACUCUGCAAGCCAGAAGGGAGUGGUGGGACAUAUUUAAAGUGAUGAUAAGGAAAAACCUAUAACCAAGAUUACCCAGCAAGGAUCUCAUUCAGAUUCGAUGGUGAGAUUAAAACCUUUACAGAUGAGCAAAAGUUAAAGAGAAUUCAGCAUCACCAAACCAGCUUUACAACAAAUGCUAAAGGAACUUCUCUAGGCAGGAAACACAAGACAAGGAAAAGACCUACAAAAACAAACCCAAAACAAUUAAGAAAAUGGUAACAGGAACAUACAUAUCGAUAAUUACCUUAAAUGUAACUGGAUUAAAUGCUCCAACCAAAAGACAAAGACUGGCUGAAUGGAUACAAAAACAUGAUCUGUACAUAUGCUGUCUACAAGAGACCCACUUCAGACCUAGGGACACAUACAGAGUGAAGGUGAGGGGAUGGAAAAAGAUACUCCAUGCAAAUGGAAAUCAAAGGAAAGCUGGAGUAACAAUUCUCAUAUCAGACAAUAUAAACUUUAAAGACUAUUACAAGAGACAAAGAAGGACACUACAUAAUGAUCAAGGGAUCAACCCAAGAAGAAGACAUAACAAUUGUAAAUAUUUAGGCACCCAACCUAGGAGCACCUCAGUACAUAAGGCAAAUGCUAACAGCCAUAAAAGGGGAAAUCGACAGUAACACAAUCAUAGUAGGGGACUUUCUAACACCCCACUUUCACCAAUGGACAGAUCAUCCAAAAUGAAAAUAAAUAAGGAAACACAAGCUUUAAAUGACACAUUAAACAAGAUGGACUUAAUCUGUAUUUAUAGGACAUUAUAUCCAAAAACAACAGAAUACACUUUCUUCUCAAG